Messenger RNA from Phanerochaete carnosa HHB-10118-sp, 1658 nucleotides. RefSeq lists its product as uncharacterized. The record is from RefSeq and is a predicted model, not a curated record. The transcript is spliced from 9 exons. Gene Ontology annotation, biological process: vesicle-mediated transport; intracellular protein transport. Bases 92 to 1405 code for a protein of 437 amino acids. NCBI's taxonomy places the organism in Eukaryota, Fungi, Basidiomycota, Agaricomycetes, Polyporales, Phanerochaetaceae. Gene Ontology annotation, molecular function: clathrin-cargo adaptor activity. Gene Ontology annotation, cellular component: clathrin adaptor complex; clathrin-coated vesicle.
CGGACCUUGGACGACCUGACUCCCCUUGCUUUCUACCCUGUGCCAAGUUCCUUUCUGAGGGGGGUCUGACUGUACAUUAAAUCGCGUCGUCAUGGCUAGCCUGAUCGCCAUUCUCGACCUCAAGGGCAAACCGCUCAUUCAGCGAUCCUACCGAGACGAUGUCCCUGCGACAUAUAUCGAAAAGUUUAUGCCGAUCAUACUUGAACUUGAGGAAGAGGGGCAGCAGGUUACGCCCUGCUUCUCGCGAGAGGGCAUCAACUACAUGCACAUUCGGCACUCGAAUCUCUACCUCCUCGCGCUCUCCAAGAGAAACACGAAUGCGGCUGAGCUCAUCUUGUUUCUGCACCGGCUCGUGCAGGUCCUUGUCGAGUACUUCAAGGAGCUCGAGGAGGAGUCCAUCCGCGACAACUUUGUCAUCAUCUACGAGCUCAUGGACGAGAUGAUGGACUUUGGAUUCCCGCAGACGACGGAGAGCAAGAUUUUGCAGGAGUACAUCACGCAAGAGUCCUACAAGCUCGAGGUGCAAGUGCGGCCGCCUGUUGCCGUCACCAACGCUGUAUCGUGGCGUUCGGAGGGCAUCAGGUACCGGAAGAACGAGGUCUUCCUGGACGUUAUCGAGAGUGUCAACUUGCUGGUCAACGCGAACGGAAACGUUGUACGGUCGGAGAUCCUGGGCGCAGUCAAGAUGAAGUGCUAUCUCUCCGGCAUGCCAGAGUUGAGGUUGGGCCUCAACGAUAAGGUCAUGUUCGAGAGUACCGGUCGUACCGCACGCGGAAAGGCCAUCGAGAUGGAGGAUGUCAAGUUCCACCAAUGUGUCCGCCUUUCAAGAUUCGAGAACGACCGCACUAUCUCGUUCAUCCCUCCGGACGGCGAGUUUGAGCUGAUGUCGUACCGUCUGUCGACACCAGUCAAGCCCUUGGUGUGGGUCGAAGCUGCCGUUGAGCACCAUAAGGGCAGCCGAGUAGAAUACAUGGUGAAGGUGAAAGCGCAGUUCAAACGUCGAAGUACAGCCAACAAUGUCGAGAUAUACGUCCCUGUGCCUGACGAUGCUGAUACACCGAAAUUCAGGGCGUCGACGGGAACAGUGCAAUAUGCGCCAGACAAGUCUGCUUUCGUAUGGAAAAUCAAGCAGCUCAGCGGUGGCCGAGAAUUCCUCAUGAGGGCGCACUUUGGUCUGCCAAGUGUCCGCGGAGAGCAAGAGAGCAUGGAUAAGCGCGCUCCGAUCACCGUCAAAUUUGAGAUCCCAUACUUCACUGUAUCCGGCAUACAAGUGAGGUACCUGAAGAUCGUCGAGAAGAGCGGAUACCAGGCUCUGCCGUGGGUGCGAUACAUCACACAGAAUGGUGACGACUACAGUUUGCGGACGGCACAAGAGAAGGGCAGUGCGCCCAUUGCACCGAUAUGAGGCUGGACCCUUAUUCUAUACGCUCUACGCGUGCACUUGACGACUCUGACGAUAUCACCCUUGAUGAUUAUUUUAUAAGAGAUAAAUUGCAAUAUAGCGCCUUGGGUGUACUCUGACGUCCUCUUGCGAAGACUGAGCGAGCUUGGACGAGUGUCGUUGUCCCGGUAAGUCGCCGGCAUUUGUUGUAUGACAACUCACAACGUCCUGGUCUUCCCCUCGUAGUCAUACAGAGAUGAUGUAAUCGUCUGGAAUA